Molecule: messenger RNA, 1005 nt
Organism: Rotaria sp. Silwood2
Lineage: Eukaryota; Metazoa; Rotifera; Eurotatoria; Philodinida; Philodinidae
Source: the annotation of a GenBank genome assembly
AUGUGUUUCUGCCAUUGUUCCUGUUUAUACAAAAGUUUACCUAUAUUACAUGGUAUCAUUGGUUUUCUCGAAUGUAUUCUUGGUAUAAUACGUCUUAAAUUUUUCUUUUCAUCAUCUUCUUCGUCUACAAACGUUUCAUCCAGUACAAAUACAGGAAAUAUCAAUAAGAAAAUAUAUAGUAAGAAAUAUGUAGUAGCAUUUAUUAUUGAUUGGAUCAGUUCAAUCGUACCCACAUUAAUUGGAUUAUUUACUACGCUAAUUAUUCUUGUAAUACUAUAUAAAAUAUGUGCUUGGUUGAUUAACAGCUAUAAUCGACAACAUGGAAAUAAUGAAGAUGAAAGUAAUACAGAUAGCAUACUAACUCGUUUAUUAAAAAACAAAGCAUUGCGUCGUUUUCUUAUAGUUGAUUGCAAUUGUUCAUGUUAUAAGUCUAGACCUAAACGACGAUUUCAAGUGCGGCUUGCUUUAAUUAUUCUGGUCUUUAUUUUACGUAUUGUGGCUAUUGGACUCUAUGCAUCAUCAUCCGAUGAUAACUAUGAUGGUGGGAUAUUAGCUGCUAUUUGUGCUUUUUCACUUAUCUUUUUAUUUACUACAUUUUGUCUAGAUUUAUAUCGUUAUUGUGUUUGGUGGCAUUAUACACCUUAUGGUGAUACUCGAUGUCAUUGUCGAUCGAAAAAACAUGAACGAUAUAUACCAUAUCAUAUGAUUGGUGAUAAUCGUAAUCCAAGAUUAUUAGGUGAUCGACCCUGUCGUGAACAAUCGUGUCAUAAAAGAAAACUUGAUCAUAUUGCAGUAUUUCAUUCGACAGAUUAUCAGCCACAGGAUCGCUGGAGAGAUAUUCCCAAGUCACCACCUGAAUUGCAUGCAACUACAAAGAGAAUUUUUUGCUUAAAUUAUCAAAACAAAGAUCAUCAACCUCAUUAUAUUGGCUUUCACACGACUACACCUGAAGCUGCUGUUUCAAUUGCACAUAGUGAAUUUCAACCAGUACUGGUGGAUGGCUAG